Didymodactylos carnosus is the source of this 1686-nucleotide messenger RNA. NCBI's taxonomy places the organism in Eukaryota, Metazoa, Rotifera, Eurotatoria, Philodinida, Philodinidae. The record is from the annotation of a GenBank genome assembly.
AUGCAUGUUCCUUGUGCAGCGCUGCAAGCCGCGGCAGCUGCAAUGGUUGACGUAGGAGUGGACGGUAGCCAUGCCCACCAUCCAACCGGGCCCGUAGCUGCAGCAGCUGCAGUUGUUACCCCCAGGGUAAGACCGGCUAAACUGUAACACGCUACAGUGCCAUAAUUACAAGCCGUUUAGUCCUGAUGAUUAAAAUUGAGAACACCGGCAGAACUCCGGUUUUUGCGCUCCUCAUUUAGAAAAUAUGAAAUUUCUCAGUGACAAAGCACGAUGAAAAGCAAACGAUAUGUAAGUUACUUUUAAAGCUCGUUUAAUGGCGGUUCUAACGAAGUGCAAAAAUUAGCUCCAUCUUUUCAAAGAAAAAACCAGAUAGGUUUGCAAAAUUCUUUUUUCUUUUUCUAUAUUUGUAUGUUGUGGGUUUCAUGUGUUUGAUGAAAUAAAUUUCAGUUCAGUUCAGAUGCUCUUGACAUUCAUAUCUUGAAAAUUUCAAAUUUUGCUCGAAAACUAUAUUUUUCUCAAACAACAAACAUGUUCUUUUAAUGCUUUUGUCACCAGUUUAUAGCACGCUUUCCACGCCACAAAACCCAGUAUAAACAAUAUCUUCACUAUGCUUCCUUACUGAGUCAAAAAACGUUUGUCAUGUCGGUAAAUGGUCAAACUAUUUAAAACUAAUUUUUUGAGAACGAUCAUAGUUUCAAACCAAAAAUUAUAUAUGGUUAGAUGCAUAAUAAAAUUCUCUAUCGAACCUACUAUUCAGUGUUUUGAUACUUCACAUUUUUAAUGCGGCAGAGUUCUUUGUACAUAUAAACGAACAUAUGAAAUAGUCCGUCUGACGGUAGUUAAAAUAAAAGCAACACACAAUGAUACUAACAGAGAAGGAAAAGAAAUAACAGAAUAAAAUUUAAUUCUAAAGAGCACUAGAAAAUGAGAGAUAUGGUUAUUUCAUUUUUAUUUUAAUUCUUUGACUGACGCAUCCUUCUAUAUCUUAUUCUUCUCGAGUCAUUUUUAGAAUUAACUUUUAUUCUGUUAUUUCUUUUCCUUCUCAGUUACUAUCAUCGUAUGUUUGUUCCUUUUAAUUUAACUAUCGUCUGGCAGACUAUUUCAUGUGUUCGUUUAUAUGUACAAUUUUCAUGUAUAAAUAACAACUGUCUUUAUAGCCCUUUGUACAUUUUCCUGAUGAUCAACUUAGACGGUUCGAAACCUUGAAUAUAAAGAUAAAAAGCGUUAAUAAUUCUAUAUAGCGUGUACUACGAACUAUAUAGAAUCGCCUUUAACAAAACAAAACAAAAACAACUGUCGUUUACCGAUUUUCCCUCGAUUCGAGUCCAUCCAAAAUUUUUUCCGAGUCCAAUCCAGUCCAUGGGCUUCAAAGUUUGAGUCUAGUCCAGUCCGAGUCCAUGAAAUCCAAAAAAUUUGAGUCCAGUCCAGUCCAUACGGAGCUCUGACAUAUAAUCAAGACUCCAAGGUACUCAUAUCACUCCUUGGAUGUAGUGAACUGCAUUGGACUCCAAACUCCAACUCCAACUCCAACUCCAUGGAGUUCACUACUUGGAUCCCUUUGGUUUACUCUCAGUUCGUCCCAAAUUGACUUCUCAAUUCGUCCCACGAAGCUUUUUUUCUCAGUUCGUCCCAUCAACAUUUCUCUCUCAGUUCGUCCCAUAUCAGUUUGCACUUAAUUAGCUUUAA